AUGAGCUCCCGGGCGGGGACCAAUGGCGCGGAAGGGAGUGGGCGUGUCCCCCGCCCGCCGCUUAAAGAAAGUUGUGCGGGCGGCCGCGCCUCCAGCCGCCCAGUCGGAGAAGAGGACCGGGAGCGGGACGGGGAGCGGGAGCGGGAGCGGGAGCGGGAGCGGGAGCGGGAAGGAGGAGCGGGCACCGGGCCGGAGCCGAGGCCGGGGACGCACCUCCGCCUCACGGCCAGCGCGGACCCGGACCCGGACCCGGACCCGGACCCGGACCCGGACCCGGGCCGGGACCCGAGAGGGCGCUUCGGUGGGGCGCGGCGGGCCCGGGGCAGGGCGGAGGAGGGGGCGCCCGGGGCCGGACGCCCCCGCGAAGGCGAGCGGCGCCUUCCCGCCGCCGGCCCCCUCCCGCCGGGCUCCGCCCGCCUCCCCCGCGCCCAGCCCGGGGAGCGUCCGCGCAGCCCGGCGGCCCGGCCCGCCCGGGACGAGGACGAGGACUCGGAGUCGGACGGGCCGCCGGCCCCGCGGGGGGGAGCGGCGGAGGGCGACGGGGCCGAGGCGGGGGCGGAGGCGGGGGCGAAGGCGGGGGCGAAGGCGGGGGCCCCGGGCCCCGGGCCGGCGGACGAGCGGUUCCCGGCCUGCAUCCGCGACGCCGUGUCGCAGGUGCUGAAGGGCUACGACUGGAGCCUGGUGCCCAUGCCGGCGCGGGGAGGCCCGGGGGGCCCCGGCGGCCCCGGGGGCCUCAAGGCCAAGCCGCACGUCAAGCGGCCCAUGAACGCCUUCAUGGUGUGGGCCCAGGCCGCCCGCAGGAAGCUGGCCGACCAGUACCCGCACCUGCACAACGCCGAGCUCAGCAAGACCCUGGGAAAGCUGUGGCGCCUGCUGAGCGAGAACGAGAAGCGGCCUUUCGUGGAGGAAGCCGAGCGGCUCAGGGUGCAACACAAGAAAGACCACCCGGAUUACAAAUACCAACCUCGGAGGCGCAAGAGCACCAAGACCGGCCAGAGCGACUCCGACUCAGGGGCCGAGCUCGGCCACCCGCCGGGCACUCAGCUGUACAAGGCGGACGCGGGCCUCGGAGCCUUGGGAGACGCCCACCACCACGGCGACCACCCAGGGCAGGCGCACGGACCGCCCACCCCGCCCACCACGCCCAAGACGGACGGGCCGCAGGCCGGCGGCAAGCCGGAGCUGAAGCUCGAAGGGCGCCGCCCGGUGGACGGUAGCCGCCAGAACAUCGACUUCAGCAACGUGGACAUCUCGGAGCUGAGCAGCGAGGUCAUCAACAACAUGGAGACCUUCGACGUGCACGAGUUCGACCAGUACCUGCCCCUCAACGGCCACUCGGCCCCGCCCUCCGACCACGGCCAGGGCGCCCCGGCGGGCUCCUACGGGCCGCCCUACCCGCACCCGGCCGCCGGCCCCGGGCCCUCGCCCGCCUGGACGCUCAAGACCGCGGCCUCCGCCUCCUCCGCGGCCUCCCCGGAAGGCGGCCGGCAGCGGCCGCACAUCAAGACGGAGCAGCUGAGCCCCGGCCGCUACGGCGACCGGCCGCACGGCUCCCCGCCGCCCUCGGACUACGGCUCCUUCGGCGCCCAGGCCUGCGUCGCCACCGCCCCCUCGCCCGCCGCCUUCGCCGGCUCCCAGUGCGACUACACCGACCUGCAGGGCUCCGGCUACUACGGCGCGUACCCGGGCUACCCCUCCGGCCUCUACCAGUACCCCUACUUCCACUCUUCCCGCCGCCCGUACGCCACCCCCAUCCUCAACGGGCUGUCGCUGCCUCCCGCCCACAGCCCCUCCGGCAGCUGGGACCAGCCCGUCUACACCACUCUGACGCGGCCCUAGGCGGCGACCCCGCUGCGGGGAGGGGAGCCCUCCGCCUCGGGGGAAAGCCUCGGGCGCGGGUCGAGCGCCCCGCGCUGAGGACGGAUCGGAGGACCGUGGACCUGGGGGCCGACCGAGCCUCACGGGGAGACUGAUGUGUGCGGCCGGGGCCCGGGGGGGCGCCCUCCGUCCCGCCCCUCGACGGACGGGGCGCCGCGGGCUCCCGCCCGGGUCCCGGGACCGCCCCCGUGACACCCGGGGCCGAUCCCGGGCCACCUCGGCCACCGGGAGGCCUAAAGCGGAUGCCGGACCGGCGUCUCUGCGGGCAGAGGGGCCGGACCGGCCACCGGCCGGGGAGACGCGGCCUCCGGUUGACCCGGGCCCGGAAUCCCCGAGCCACUUUUAGUUGCGGGGGCCCGGCCUCUUCCGAGGCCGCGGAGGCAUCUCCGUCAGUUGUGAAUUCGUGGUCCGGAUCGUCGUGUCUUCGGUGCCGUCCUCCGUGCAGAUAGUCGACUUCGGACAGAGUCCGGGUCGGAACCCCAUCGGGAGGCGGGGACGCGACCGCCGGCCGCCGUGCCCCGAGGCCGGACGCAGAGCGUGGCGCCGGCAGCGCCCUGCCAGCCCAGCGGAAGGCAGGUUGUACCCGAGGGCCCGACCGCCAGCGCCCUGGAGGUGUGAGGGGCCAAAGGACCAGCCCGGGCACUCUGUGGGGCACUCUGUCCAGGGGUGACACCGAGGGGGGGGGGAGCAGCUGGGCCGCUUCCAUGGGGGUUUCACCGUGAGGAGAUCCCACCCCCUCUCCACCCAUUCCAAGAGCCUCGAAGGGCGACGCACCUCACCACCCCCUACCCCCCGGAGCAGGCCUGACCGCUGGACGGGAGCCAGGAGUUCCGGGGUAACUGGAAGCCCGUGUCCCCCCCGGGCUGUUAGGGACCAGACGUCCGUCACCCUCAAGCUGUGAAACUAAAACCUUCCCACUAAACUCUGUUUGGGUAGUUCGGGUCGGACUAACAUUUCACUGGUUUCUCUUACCUGCCCCCCGCCCCCCCGCCCCACGACACCCCACCGUAUGCUGAGCGUAGAACAACCAGACACUUGUUGGUCACUCGUGUGCCUUCUCACACUCUGCAAAAUCGAAACGCAAUUGAGAAGUUUCCUCCUUCUUCCUUUUUCUACUUUUCCUACUUUUUUCUACAAUUAUUUUUUUGCCCGUUUCCUGCUGCGGGGGGGAGAUUAGCAAUUUUUAUGCAAUCUAUUUUUCGGUAUACACUUUUGAAAGACUUUAGCUGGCACUCAUCUGCUCUGUCUCACUAGUUUCUGACCAAGCAAUGCUAACUUUUGUACAGAUCGAUUUGAUAAAAUUAAAACAAGCUUUCUAUCUCA
This is a messenger RNA of Ornithorhynchus anatinus (platypus), 3201 nucleotides long. RefSeq names its product SRY-box transcription factor 8 (gene SOX8). Gene Ontology annotation, molecular function: DNA-binding transcription factor activity, RNA polymerase II-specific; RNA polymerase II cis-regulatory region sequence-specific DNA binding. The record is from RefSeq and is a predicted model, not a curated record. Lineage: Eukaryota; Metazoa; Chordata; Mammalia; Monotremata; Ornithorhynchidae. The coding region runs from base 1 to 1839 and encodes 612 amino acids. The transcript has 4 exons. Gene Ontology annotation, biological process: enteric nervous system development; peripheral nervous system development; neural crest cell development. Gene Ontology annotation, cellular component: nucleus.